AUGACGAACGCCUUGGAAGAGGCCCUGGAGAAAGCAGGCGGACAUGGCAAGGCGGAUGAGGGAGAGUCGGUUUCGACCUUCGUGGCCUCGCUGGCGACGGCCUUUAUCGUCUUCGCAGUCGAGUUCUGCCUCUUUAUCAUACUCAAAGGCAAAUUGACUCGUAUCUAUCAACCACGUACAUACCUUGUGCCGGAUCGUGAACGUACUGCACCAUCACCCCCGGGUCUCUUUCGUUGGGUGGGUCCAGUCUUUCGAACAUCCAGCGCCGAAUUCAUCCAAAAAAGUGGGUUGGAUGCGUACUUCUUCCUGCGGUAUUUACGCAUGCUAUUGAAGAUCUUCCUUCCUCUUGCAUUCAUCCUACUACCAGUACUACUCCCUAUCAACCGUGUGGGUGGCAAGGGGACCACAUAUCAGAAUGGCACCAGCGGAGAACGCUGGGAUGUCACUGGCCUUGAUCAACUGGCAUGGGGGAAUGUCAAACCCCAGCACACCCACCGGUAUUGGGCCCAUCUGAUUAUGGCAGUUCUUGUUAUCGUUUAUAUUUGUUUUAUCUUCUUCGAUGAACUGCGCGGUUAUAUCCGCAUGCGACAGGCUUACUUGACUUCCCCACAACACCGACUACGUGCCUCCGCAACCACCGUGCUGGUCACGGCUAUCCCGUCAGAGUGGCUCAAUAUCGAAGCUCUGGAAAAUCUCUUUGACGUCUUUCCGGGUGGAAUUCGAAACAUUUGGAUCAACCGCAAUUUUGAUGAACUUAACCACAAAGUGAAAAGGCGGACAAAGGUUGCUCUUAAGCUUGAGGCAGCCCAAACUUCCUUGAUUCGAAAGUGCAAGGAGGCCCAACUCAAGCAAUUGAAGGCGGAGGACAAGAAGAACAAAAAGAACAAAAAGGACAACAAGGACAACAAGAUCAAUGCAGAAGAUCAAGAAAAAAUGGCUACCGAUAAGCGUGCAUCUGAAAUGGCCAUGGGACCCGGUGUUAGCUCCGGCGAUCCACACCAGGCUCAUACAUUGGAGGAAGUCCUACAUCGCGAGCCAGAGGGCCAUCAACUAAAUACAUCGGAGGGUCGGAAUGGGCUAUUUAAUCCGAUAGCAGCGGCUGGGGCAGUUGGCCUGGGUGUUGGAAAGUUGGGCAAAGGCGUCUUGGGUGGUCUGAAGAAGGUGGAAGGUGGUUUCGACAACACACUGACCCGGACUGGAGGGUACGUUGAAUCCAUUGACGGUGGAUUGCCACCUCGCCGACCCACACCUCCGGGUUACUCUCCUGCCGACACCAUUGGAUCUGAACUCGCGCCGCCCACCCCCAUACCCCAAACACCAGAACCCACCCAUGGUGGCAGCACUGUGGAUCAGAACGGAAACCCGCAAUCCAAGCGGCCAUUCUGGAAAUCACGCGGCUCGUCUUACUCCAAGCAUUCUAAACAUGAUCCAGAGCCGGAUGAGCACCCUCUCACUGCACCCGAUACCCCUGCUGCUACAGGUAAAGCAGGAUUUGAAAGCGAGAAAGCAAGCUCGCACAAAGAAAAGAGCAAUGGAGAACAGUAUCCAGUCGCAUACAACGAGAAUUUCAAAGAAGAAGAUUAUGGAGAGCCUUUAUGGAAGAAAUAUAUUCAACACAAGGACCGGAAGACUUGGCGUCUUCCUUGGUUUAAAUGGAGAAAGUGGCCAACAAUUUGGCUCAUUGGCAGAAAGGUCGAUACGAUUGACUAUUGUCGAAAAGAGCUUGCCCGCCUGAAUUUGGAGAUUGAAAUCGAUCAGCAGAACCCCGAGCGAUUCCCAUUGAUGAACUCGGCAUUCAUCCAAUUCAAUCAUCAAGUCGCUGCGCACAUGGCUUGUCAGGCAGUCAGCCAUCAUCUGCCUAAGCAGAUGGCCCCUCGAAUUGUGGAAAUUUCUCCUGAUGAUGUCAUUUGGGACAAUAUGUCCAUGAAGUGGUGGGAGCGUUACCUGCGUACCUUCAGUAUUGUCACGAUUGUCUGUGCAAUGGUUGUUGGGUGGGCUUUCCCCGUUGCUUUUACCGGGUUACUAUCGCAGUUAUCCUACCUGGAAGGCGCUUUUUCAUGGCUAGCCUGGCUUGGAAAGCUACCGUCAUGGUUCAUUUCAGCCAUCCAAGGUAUUCUGCCUGCACUUUUUCUUGCUAUAUUAAUGGCACUACUUCCUGUGAUCCUUCGAUUCCUGUGUAAAAAGCAAGGCGUGCACAACGGCAUGGCAAUCGAAUUGACCGUCCAGAUGUACUAUUUCGCCUUUUUGUUCGUGCAACUGUUCUUGGUUGUUACCAUUGCAUCCAGCUUCUCGACCAUUAUUGAGAAUGCUACCAAUGUGACUAGCUGGCCGACACUUUUGGCCUCGAACAUCCCCAAAUCUAGCAACUACUUCUUCUCUUACAUGAUUCUGCAAGCUAUGUCGGUGAGUGCAGGUGCACUCGUGCAAAUCGUCAAUCUGAUCAGCUGGUUUAUCCUUGCUCCGAUUUUGGAUAAAACCGCCAGGAAGAAAUGGGCUCGCACCACCAACUUGAAUCAGAUGCAAUGGGGCACCUUCUUCCCUGUUUAUACAACUUUGGCUUCAAUUGGAUUGAUUUACAGUGUAGUUGCACCUCUCAUUCUCGUGUUCAAUGUGAUCACCUUCGGCCUCUUCUGGUUCGUUUAUCGCUACAACACGCUUUAUGUCACCAAGUUUCGCUUCGAUACUGGAGGCCUUCUAUUCCCUCGGGCCAUCUCCCAACUCUUCACUGGUCUCUAUGUCAUGGAGAUUUGUUUGAUCGGAUUGUUCUUCUUGGUACAGAACGAGGACGGGAAGGUGGCUUGCAAAGGCCAAGGCAUCAUCAUGUGUUUCGUCCUUGCUCUCACCUUUGGAUAUCAAAUGCUCCUUAGCGAUGCAUUUGGGCCUCUGCUCAGGUAUCUGCCAAUUACUCUGGAAGACGCUGCCAUUCGUCGAGAUGAAGAGUUCAAGCGUGCCCAACAUGCUCGACUUGGACUUCCUAUGGAUGAGGAGGAGGAGGAGGAACAUCAGCUUGUUGAUCAUGGUAUUGUCCAGCCUGGAGAUGAUGGACACCAGAAUGGACAGCAGGAUCAAGACAUUGAACUCAAGACCCUCGAUACAGAUCAGGCUCUCAAGCAUAAGGGAUCCAAGGAUUUACUCUCGACACCCAAGCUGGGUAGUAAAAGGCCAUCGUGGGCCUCCCGGUCAUCGAACCGGCGGUCCAAGUUUUUUGGAGUUAACUCUGCAACUUCUACUCCCACGAUGCAGUCCUUACGAGAGAAGAUGGCCCAUGAUGCUGAGAAUCAAGGGCCAUCCUCCAACAAACUGGGGCAUGCUCUCUUUGCGGGUGUUCAUGAUGAGUUGGAAGAUCUCACCCCUGAUGAGCGUGACCAAUUGGUGCAACGCGCAUUCCAACACGAGGCUCUCCGCGCUAAACGACCGGUAAUAUGGAUUCCUCGGGAUGAUCUUGGAGUGAGCGAUGACGAAAUUUACCGGACACAACGAUUCAGCAAGCAUAUUUGGAUUAGUAACGAGUAUCAAGCACUGGAUGGCAAGUGCCGGACGAUCUUCAGCCGCAGUCCACCGGAUUUCUCAGAGGUGGAUCUGAUUCAACUUUGA
Molecule: messenger RNA, 3594 nt
Organism: Penicillium longicatenatum
Lineage: Eukaryota; Fungi; Ascomycota; Eurotiomycetes; Eurotiales; Aspergillaceae
Product: putative DUF221 domain protein
Exons: 3
Coding region: 1-3594 (1197 amino acids)
Cellular component (GO): plasma membrane
Molecular function (GO): calcium-activated cation channel activity
Source: RefSeq, a predicted model, not a curated record